UCCUAGAACUUAUUCCGAAUUCAUGGACUGUUUCGUCCAGUAUAAAAACACAGAUUUUUUUUCCUCAAUCGAAAGGAUAAAUAAUAAUGUCCACUUCAGCGGCAUCGCCUCACGCCAAGCGCGUUUGUACUUUGUACAAAAAAGCUAUUCGAAAUCUUGAAGCAUGGUACGACAGGAGACACGUCUUCCGCUAUCAGGCCACACUCAUGAGAGCCCGGUUCGAUGCGCACAAGAACGAGAACGAUCCCACGAAAAUUGCCCAACUCGUAGCGGACGGUGAGCGGGAGCUGUUCGAAACCCAACACUUUCAGCCGAGAAAAUUCGCCAACUCUCCCGGCGGUGAUGCCUUCGAGCGGGAAAUUGUUCCACCGGACUGGAUUCUGGAUUAUUGGCAUCCACUGGAAAAGGCACAUUUUCCAGAAUACUUUGCGCGUCGCGAAAAACGGAAGGAAGAGUACACUGUCUGGUGGGAGAAACAAUACGGUAAGGCGACUAUCGAAGAUGUAGAUCAAUCGAACGAAGGAAGACGCUGAUGUGG
Toxorhynchites rutilus septentrionalis is the source of this 538-nucleotide messenger RNA. RefSeq names its product NADH dehydrogenase [ubiquinone] 1 beta subcomplex subunit 9-like. Lineage: Eukaryota; Metazoa; Arthropoda; Insecta; Diptera; Culicidae. The transcript is spliced from 3 exons. Gene Ontology annotation, biological process: mitochondrial electron transport, NADH to ubiquinone. The record is from RefSeq and is a predicted model, not a curated record. Bases 87 to 533 code for a protein of 148 amino acids.